Messenger RNA from Nelumbo nucifera (sacred lotus), 955 nucleotides. RefSeq names its product ethylene-responsive transcription factor 12. The record is from RefSeq and is a predicted model, not a curated record. Lineage: Eukaryota; Viridiplantae; Streptophyta; Magnoliopsida; Proteales; Nelumbonaceae. Gene Ontology annotation, molecular function: DNA binding; DNA-binding transcription factor activity. Gene Ontology annotation, biological process: regulation of DNA-templated transcription.
CAACGAGUUAAGGCUGCCCACUCCCCUCCACCAUCCCUCUCUGAAGCUGAACCACUGCCCCAUCUCUCUCUCUCUCUCUCUCUCAUCAGUCACACGCACUCGGACCUCCUUUAUUAUUUAAAUGAGACGAGGUCGUGCCGCUCAGCCGACGAUUACGGGAGACUGAGAAUAGUGGGUCCCUUCCACUUCUUUCUCCUUUGCUCUUUUAGGGCUGCUGGGCUGUUGCUUUUACGCAGAACAAUCUCUUUUAAGUCUCCAAGGUUUCACAGACCCACAGCUCUUCCUUUCCUCUCUCAUGGCUUCUCGCGAGGGACACUAUAGGGGGGUGAGGAAGAGGCCAUGGGGAAGAUACGCUGCCGAGAUAAGGGAUCCAUGGAAGAAAACCCGGGUCUGGUUGGGUACUUUUGAUACCCCCGAAGAAGCAGCUCUUGCUUACGACGGUGCUGCUAGGUCUCUCAGGGGGGCUAAAGCCAAGACCAACUUUCCCCCACGGUCAACUGGUUUGUCCUUUGACCUCAACGUACCUUCCGACCGCUGGGGAUGUCCUCCCGGCGGUUUUGUUCUCGGUGAGCUUUUGCAGACGCGCGUUCUUAAGGAAGCCAGCUCCGAUGAGGGUGCUUCUUCGGUUAAAGACGUCCACGUUGCGACUGAAGCUCUGCCACCAGAACCUGCUUCAACCGCGCCGUCGUUUUUUGGGCUUGUUAAACGGGGCCUAUCGAUCGACUUAAACGAGCCUCCGCCCUCUACGACCAUGUCUCCUUUGUGUUUGAGAUGAGGAAAAAAAGAGAUCCUUUUUUUGCGUUCAUUGCUUGUUGUUACUUUUCUUUGUUCUGUUUUCCCUUCGGUUUUUGUAGGAAAUGAUCAAAUAUGUUACCUCAUCGAUAACCAGAGAACCAGAUUGUAAAUAUAUUGCACUUCUUUACAUGAAACAAAACAAGUUGGUUUUAUUAUUCUA